AUGGAGGGGAGUCACGUCACCCUGGAAGCAGUUCUACAUGGACCGUCAGCCUCACUUAUAGUAGGGAUUAUGGUGUUGUUAUGAUCGUUAUUAUAAUCAGUGUGCCCAACAGGUGAUGUUUAAUAAAUGAAUUCAUGGCGGAUAUUAUAAACCCAGAGAAUGAAGAAGAUCUACAGGCUCAAAUCGAAGAGGUCGAGGCUUUGUCUUCUAUCUAUGGAGAUGAGUGGUGUGUGAUAGACGAAGCGUCCAGAAUAUUUUGCAUCAAAAUAUCCAGCGACGCAGAGGAGCAGAAACUGACUGCAUGCUUGCAGAUUAUUCUUCCACCUGAUUAUCCAAGCGCAGCCCCGCCCAUCUAUCAGAUCAAUGCAGCGUGGUUGCGAGGCUCCGAGAGGGCCAAAUUGGCAAACAGCCUGGAAGACAUCUACGUGGAGCAUGCGGGGGAGAGCAUCCUCUACCUGUGGGUGGAGAGAAUCAGAGACUUUCUGGUGGAGAAGUCCCACUGUUCAGAAUCAGUCGUCCAACAAGAAGAAGUGAACAGAACCGCCGAGGAGGAAGUGGAAGAUGAUGAAGAUGCGCCUGAUUUCAGCAUUCUCGGGGUAGAAAAGGCGCACCUCUUCGUGGAUCAGCCAAACGACGAAGAGAUGCCUCCGGUAAAACACGGAAGCCCCAUCACAGACCGACGCAGUACCUUCCAGCCCCAUUUGGCACCUGUGGUCACUCCACGGCAGGUCAAAAUGGUGCUGGAGAAACUUUAUGAAAACAAGAAGAUUGCCAGUGCCACUCAUAAUAUUUAUGCCUACAGGAUCUACUGCGAGGACAAGCACAGCUUCCUGCAGGACUGCGAGGACGACGGCGAGACAGCCGCGGGGGGGAGAUUGCUUCAUUUGCUGCAGAUCCUGGAUGUGAGGAAUGUCAUGGUGGUCGUGUCCCGGUGGUACGGAGGCAUUUUGUUGGGUCCCGACCGUUUCAAGCACAUCAACAACUGCGCCAGAAACAUCCUGAUGGAGGAGGGAUAUCUUACCUCCACGGAUGAGGCCUGCAAGUCGGGAGCAAAGACCAAGAGACCAAAAGGCAAGAAGGCGAAGUGAAGUUCGGCAGGAUAAGGAUCCAGAGGAAGGAUUUGUUUGUUUCUUAAAUAAAUGAAACGCCUCGUUUUAGGUGACUUGGCCUUGUCAAAAAAAAUCGUCACCUUGAUAUGUUUUAUUUCUAUUCCAGAUAAUUUAUUUAGAGUGCCUUUCAAAGGUGUUUGAAUAGCCUUGAAUGUCACACAUUUUCACAUUACAACCUAAACUUCAAUGGUUUGGAUUGGAGAUGCAUAUGUUAGAGCAGCAGAGGUGGGUUAAUUAUGCUUCAGAAAGUAAAGACCCUGCCUAGAUUUCCUGCUUCCUGUUCCCUUAACCACAGCAUUUGAAAUCAGUGGUCUCAAACUCAAAUCCUCGAGUGUCCUGCCAGUUUUACUACAUGUGUCCCUCGCCCUGCACAGCUGAAUCGAAUCUCCGUUCAGCCGUGAGCUUGGGACCGCUGGUUUAAGCACUCGUCCCUGUCUACGCUGUAGACAGUGGAAAUGAAGUGCUGAAAACUCUAUACAGAGUUUACGACUAAUCUCUGUAUAGAGUUUUUAUUAACUGAACCUGGAUUACCCACCCCUGCACAGGUUAGAAGUCCCAUCACUUCUAACCUGCUUCCCUGUCCUGGCCAUAGAUGCAUAUCCCCACAGCAUGAUGCUUCCACAGAUGUAUUUCAUGGUGGGAAUGGCGUGGAUGUUCUGGGGUAUAUGAAGUAUUUUCUGCAGCACAAAACGUUUUUUGUUUUCCAUGCAGGCCAGAAAAUGUAGUUUUUUUUUUCUUAUUUGAACAUGAAACUUGCAAGAGUUGUCCUAUGCAAACUCAAGAGGAACAGGAAAGAAUAUAUAUCUUUCACUCGAGGUGGCAAGAAGGAGGAAAGCAGUUAUUUCUGUUGAUUUUUAAGGGUCGUUGGUUGUAAUUGAUUUUAUUUAAGGGUAUCAGAGUAAAGAGGGUUGUGGCAAGUUUUUACAUUUUUAUUUGCCUUUUACAAAAAUUGAGAACCAUCCAACAUCUUCCUUCCACUUCACAGCUGUGCAUGACUUCAUGCUGGUCGAUCACAUGAAAUCCCGGUAAAAUAGGCGGAAGUUUCUGGUUGUAAUGUGACGACGUAAAAAAAGAUCCUAUAUUUGUAUGGCGCUUUAGCCUCUAAGUCUACAAUACAUCGAAGCGUAUAUUUGUUUAUCUGAGAAGUCUUCAAUGAAGUCUUUACAGCUGAACGUGUUUCAUUAAAAGAGACUUUGCCAUUUACA
Messenger RNA from Fundulus heteroclitus (mummichog), 2314 nucleotides. It is a transcript of the gene impact, whose product is annotated as impact RWD domain protein. The transcript has 12 exons. Gene Ontology annotation, molecular function: protein binding. Bases 135 to 1088 code for a protein of 317 amino acids. The record is from RefSeq and is a predicted model, not a curated record. NCBI's taxonomy places the organism in Eukaryota, Metazoa, Chordata, Actinopteri, Cyprinodontiformes, Fundulidae. Gene Ontology annotation, biological process: regulation of translational initiation. Gene Ontology annotation, cellular component: cytoplasm.